Molecule: messenger RNA, 1521 nt
Organism: Colletotrichum higginsianum IMI 349063
Lineage: Eukaryota; Fungi; Ascomycota; Sordariomycetes; Glomerellales; Glomerellaceae
Product: Integral membrane protein
Exons: 2
Coding region: 1-1521 (506 amino acids)
Source: RefSeq, a predicted model, not a curated record
AUGAGAAUUCCGCCGGUAGAAGUCAUUCUCAGUUGGCCACUACCGCGUUACGACAACCCCGAAACCAGAGGCCCGGCCAGCGAGAUCGUCGCCAUCAUCCUCCUGGCAAUCGCCACGAUCAUUCUCGCCAUCCGGAUAUACACGCGGCGAUGCAUCACCAAUGGGUUCGGCUGGGAUGACAUCCUCGUCGUCUUGGCCUUCGUCCCAGCCACGGGCUUCGUGGUCCUCGGCGUCAUCGCCACUAACAACUACGGUUGGGGACGGCAUGUAUGGGACGUGCCCACGGAUAUUCUCACUGGAUCCCUUCAGAUAGGGCUCGCCAGCCAGAUCUUGUUCGACCUUGCGACCAGUUUCACCAAGCUCUCGAUGCUUGCUCUGAUGCAUCGAUUCGCCUACGCCGCUUCAAACAAGCUGAGGAUACUGGUCAUGGUGCUCCAGGUCUUCAUUUCUGUAAAUUGCAUCGUCUUCAUGCUGGUAGUCAUGCUACAGUGCCGGCCUCUCAGGUUGUACUGGACGCUCUCCGUAGGACCACAGAACUGCAUUAACGAGGCCGCUCACCUCCUCGUCGCUAGCAUCAUCAACACUGCCACCGACUUCGCGGUGGUCCUACUUCCACUUACUCUUGUGCGCGUCGUCUACGCCGACAAGCUUACCCCGAGACAGAUGACCAUUGUCAAUAUCUUGUUUGGCGCCGGCUUCAUCGCCUCGUUCGCCGGUGUGGCCCGGACGUACUUUACCUGGAUCAUGACCACAGAGCCAGACGCGACCUGGAAUGCCUGGAUCAACUGGCUAAUGUCCUGUGUUGAGCUGUUUCUCGGCAUCAUAUGUACCAGCAUACCCUCGACCAAACCGUUUUUCAACAAAUACGUUCCCAAAUUGCUGGGCACAGUCUCGCGCAAGUCGCAUGCUGCCAGUGCCCCCGUACCCACGAAUAAAACUGCAAACGGCUUGGCAAUUACCAGUCAGGUCUCGAACGGUUCUGAUGCGAAGGAGCUUGAAGCCCUUUCGACAGAAUCAAAAUCACCAGCAGAGAAACGGUUCGGCGAGGCAGCACUCAACAAGCCAUUGCCAGCCGUGCUGAAGAACCACUCGGUCUACACCAUCAACAUUCAACUCGACGAAGCCAGCUUGGGCCCGGCAGAUAGGAGGCGUGCCGCCAGCGGUCGAACAAGAGAACAAACAGACUUGACCCGGCGCCAGGCAGUAAGCAACUUCAGUCGCCCAAGGAUCCAGCACGUGAGGAACAAUUCGGAGCCCUCCAGCCAGCACCGCCCGAGCAUUUACAGCCCAAUAGAAUACAGUCGCGAUAGCCACAUCACCACCGCCACCACUACCACGGCAGGCGAAAGCACCCGUCACAGUCGAAUUCUAGAUGACAUUGAGAGCAUAUACCGCCAAAGCAUCGACGACCUUGAGGCCGAGGUCCGUUACAGCGCCUACGACCACUACAGAUACUCGGCGGUGCCUGCGCCUCUGGGAAGACAUGCCAAAUCCGGAUCGAUCGGUACGUUUGGGGGGUAA